Zonotrichia albicollis (white-throated sparrow) is the source of this 6441-nucleotide messenger RNA. The record is from RefSeq and is a predicted model, not a curated record. Lineage: Eukaryota; Metazoa; Chordata; Aves; Passeriformes; Passerellidae.
GAUGCCAGCGUGGGGAGGUUGGUGAUGCAGGCUCUGGCUGACGCUGCCCAUGCUCCAUUCCAUCUCCUAGCCACAGGACAGCCCCCUCACGCUGACAGCUGGGUGACAAUGAUUGACUGUGACCUUCCUGUGGAGUUCUCUGGAGCUGUGAGUGUUUUCUACCCAGAGAAGAACAAUGGACACUUCUUCUUUCUGGUCCUCAGUGUCAUAUUCUGCCUGGAGACAAUGCCAGAGCCAGGAAAGCAGUGCCUACAGCGUGCAGGGCCACGCAGGGCUGUCCCCAGCCCACGUGUUGGUGGCCAGGGAUGGGGCUGGCAGGCCAGCUCGGGCACUGAGGGGGUCUCCAGGUACUCACAUCACUGCCUGCUGGGAGCCUCCCAGCAUCUUGCAAAGCCAGUGGGCUCUUUGCAGCAGCCUCAGAAGUGCUGGAUGAACACCCCAUCAGCUCCAAGUGUCUCCACUCGUGCUGGGAACAUCCAUGCUUGAGCCCAGCUGGCAAUGUCCAAUCCACCAGGAUCAAGCAGGAGCUCGCUGGCAAGUGAUGUGGUAGCAGGGGCAGGUGCUUCAUCUGUUUAAAACAAAGCCCGUGGCCUUCAUGCCACUUCUGCUGGGUUUGGUGGAUGGCAGCAGCACUCUCUGGCACCGUCUGGCAGAGGCACUGCUGCCCAUGCCUGCCAAAGUGCAGCACUUCAGACCCCAUUUUACUUUUUUUUGCUGGUGUUCAGCUUCCUGAGGUACCCUUGGCAUCACCUGGCUGCUUCUGGAAUCAGCCACUUUCUGGUUUGCUUUCACCAUUUCUCCCUUUCUCCUCCUCAGUUCUGCCCCAGUGUCACGUUCUGGCUUUCCUGGAUCCUUGCAUGGAGCCAUGCCAGGCUCUGACUUUGGGGUUGCUCUUUGCUGCUUUCCAUGAAAACUCAGCAGAGAAUAUUUCUAUAUUUUUUAAACAGAUGAAGUAACCAUGUAAUGACUCUGCAAUAUUAAUUACGCCUCACCCAGCAGUGUCAGUAAUUGUAAUCAGUCACUGUGUUACUCCAGGUAUACUCAGCCUGUAAUGCUCUCCUUUGUAACUUCUUCCCUUCCAUAAAUAAUGCUGGAUUUUGUGCACACCUAGGGGUAGAGACCCACCACCCUCCUGCAGCACCACCCCAACACCCCCAAUGCUGAAGCAUUUCCUUGCUGCCAGUGGUGAGAGGUGGUUCCACUCCCUGUGCCCUGCAGCUGGAGUCACAUAGAAAAUAAGCAGUAACUAGUGAGGAGUGCUGCCCCCAUGCUGGCCCUAGGAGGAGGAGGAGGAGGAGGAGGAGGAAGGCUGCAAAAUGGGAUCCCUGUGCUCCAGAGGUGUUGGGAGCAGGGAACAAACGCACUCACCCCUGUUGCCUUCACAUGCCCAUUGCUGCUGGUCCUUGGCCAGUGGGAGAUCCCUGGCUUUGGGGAAGAGCUGCUCCUCCAAGCUUUUGUAAUUGGUAUAAUUAAUAUCCCAUGGAUGGCUGGGGAUUCACUGCUGCCUUGGAAUCCCCCCAUGAUCUGUUCUCAGCCCUGUGUGCCUGUGGGUGCCCCCCAUCCAUCUUGCCCAGCAGAAGCUCCUACUGAUCUCUCUCAGGAGGUUCCCAGCAUAGCAAUGUUAGAAAUUCUGAGAAAGAGCUUGAAAUGCAGCAUUUUCCCUGGCCUGCAGGCAGCUGGUGGAGAAAAAUGCUUUCUGGGCUUCAGGAUAGGAGCAAACUGCCCCUGGGAUGGUGCUGUGCAUGGGAUGAGGUGUGGAGAUGUGUGCUGGGGCAGCAGAGAGCCAGAGGAAGUAUUGAUCCUUAAAGAUCAAUAUUGCCAGCAGGAACCAGGAACCUCCCUGCCAGGCACAAUCGAGUCUGGGAAAUCCAUCCAACCCAGGGAGACAAGAGCAGGAGCUGCCAGCUGCAGGCCCAAGGUGCUCAGGACCAGAGUGAGAGUGUUGGGAUUGCAGCUGGAGCAGGAGCCCCUUGCUCUGGGGCAGAGCAGCUGCUGCUGCAGUGGGAUUUCGGCAGGGCUGGGGCACUGGAUCCCUGUGCACCCCACAACCUUCCUCCCCUGGCCUCAUCUCAGCACAACCUGCAGGGCAACCACCCCUCUGCCUGUGACCUGGGGUCUGCACUGUGUGCCCUGCACCUUACACCCUGUAAACUCCAUAUCCCACCCCUUCAUCCCCCAUUCCACACCCCUGAAUGCCCAUCCCAGCCCCCAAACUCCAUAUCCCACCCCUUCAUCCCCCAUUCCACAUCCCUGAAUGCCCAAAUCCCAUAUCCCACCCCUGCACCCCCCAUUCCACACCCCUGAAUGCCCAUCCUAACCCCCAAAUCCCACAUCCCACCCCUUCACCCACUCCAUGCCACUUUUAGCAGUAGCCCUGACCCAUUGCUCCCAGCACCAGACUCCACCAUGGCCAGCACUGAGACCAACCCCCCUCCAGCCCUGCUGCCAGGAGCCCAGAGCCCACCUGAGGCCACACGGGGGGCAGGAAGGGUGAGGAGCCCCAGGGCAGGGCAGCCCAGCCCGCCGUACCCACCCUGAUGGCAGCUCCUGCUCACCAGCAGCCUUGGCUGGCACAGCCCUGGUGAAGAGCUCCAGGAAAUGCUCCCCAGCCAGCCCAGCCCAGCCCACACACCUGAGAUGAUCACUUUGGGUACCCUAAGGGACAUCAGGACGGAGAGAAGAGAUCAGCAGCCAAGGUGGAAGAACAGCACAAGAGGAAAAUCGCAGAGAUGCCGACCUCCUGCAAGCUGGGAAUCGUCUGAUCCCACAGCCCAGUGGGGCCAAUGCCCCUCCAGGACCCACCUGACCCAGCCAGUCCCAUUUUUGGCACAGCCUUGGGGGCUUUUUCUGCUCCACGAGUCUCCUUCCUGCUCUGCCUGCAAGGAACUAUCCUAGAAAUACCAGAAAAAUUCCACAAUCUCUCUGCAAACUCAUGGAUGUUUCUGUCCAGACUUAAGGAGCUUUGACCUGGGUUUGCAUCUUGCCUCUGUACUGCUCGCUUCUUUUUUUAAUGAUAGGGGAAAGUAUAAUAGUUUAUUUUAACUAUGAAAUAUAUUGCUAUAUUAUGAUGGUUAUGGUAACUUUCAAUUAUGGUUUUGUACCCAACACGGUUGUUAGCAGGCAGCAACGCCAGGCUGCUGCCAAAAAUGUCUGUUUCUGAGUACAGCUACUACUGCCAGUGAGGAUGGGGGACAGGGAGAGGUGCAGAACCUGAGUUGUUAUCUUUUAUCACCCUUGUACUCAUUUCCAGUGCUUGGAAGCUGACCUCUAGCAGGUCUGGAUCUGAUCUGUGUGCAGCCCAAUGGCACCAGAGCUUUGCUUCUCCCUACAGAAAGGUCAGGGUUUUUCCCUUUGUUCCCAGGUUCUGGAAAGCCAUUUUGCCCCAGGCUGUCUCCUCCAGCAGCAGGAGGGACUCUGCUCCUUGGGCACAAGCUCUGCAAGAGUCAAAAUUUCCCUUUUCCUCCAGGCUUUGUUUCCUUUUUCCUUUGUGGCUCUUGAGAAAGCAGUGCUGCAGAGCACAUUUUCAUUGAAUUAUGGAAUGGUUAAGGUUGGAAAAGUCCUCUAAGAACAUCAAGUCCAGCUGUUAACCCAGCAGCACCACCAAGCCCACGUGCCUGAGUGCCACACACACAAAUCUUCUAAAUUCCUCCAGAGAUGGGCACUCCACUGCUGCCCUGGGCAGCCUGGCCACACUUACACACCAGUAAUUUUCCCAAUAUCCAACUUAAACCUCCUCUGGCACAACUUUCAGGCAUUUUCUCUUGUCCUUUCACUUGUAACUCACGAGAAGAGACUGGGACAUGUCCAGUUCACAUUUCACACCCUGCCCUGGGAGCUGCAGCUUUUGCUCAAGCUCAGGGUAUGAUGGCAUAGGAGGGCAAAACCCUGAGCAUGAAAGAGAAGUGAGAUAAGGUUGCAGGGAUUGUUUUGUCUCAGCCUUCCAGCUGGGAACAGGCUGCCCAGAGUUGUGUCUGCCCCAUCUCUGGAAGUGUUCAAGGCCAUGUUAGGUGGGGCUUGGAGCAACCCGGCCUAGUGGAAAAUGUCUCAGCCCAUGGCAUGGGGAAUGAGAUGAGCUUGAAGUCCCCUCCAAUCCAAACUGUUCUGUGAUUCCAUGAUUCUGUGAUUCCAUGGACUCCUUGAGCCUCAGAGAGCAUCAUUUCCUUACCUCCAGCCCCUCCUGAGCUGCUGGACCUGAUCCCUGCUGGAUCAAAAGUCUUAAACUGCUCUUUGGCAACCACACUUUGUCCUGGCCAGUCUCCACAGAGCACGACAUGUCAGGGAAUGAGCAGCACCUGUGGAACAAAUUCCUGCUGCUUUUGUCCAGAGAAAGACCAGAAGUCCCUGCACUUCUCAGAGCUGCAGUCACUGCCAUGCUGCCACUGUAGAGCUGUGCUGGUCUCACCAUUCCAGGCCAGUCCAUCCCAGCAGAGCCCCAGCAGCAAUGAGCUGCCAUGAGGUCUGGAUGCUCCUUGCUGGACCCCAGACCUGAAAUCUCCCUGCAGAAACCAGCUCUGAUGGAGGAAAGAGGUUGGUUCUUCUUCUCAGAGGCCAGGGCUGAGCCUCUGCUGCUGCCAGGGGACUCCUGGUCCUCUCCCUUGGGCUUCUCCUGCCCAGCACCUCCCAGGCAGCCCAGAGCCCUGUGCCUUGGCCACCAGGUAUGUUUGCUGGGGGGCAAUGGUGGUGAUUGCUCAGCAGUUUGGGGAGAUUCUGCUGCCAGGCUCUGCUCUGAGCUUCUUCUCACCUAACUCCAAGCGCCCUCCUAAAAGGUAUCCAAAGGGUCCAAGGUUGUAGAGAGGGGAUUUUGCAGGAGAGAGAAAAAGCUUCCAAAGCUUUUUCUCCAUGGCAUUAGUUAUUUCCCUAUGGGAUGAGCCACCUCAGAGCCCCACAAGGCACCAGGCAGGGCUCCAGAACCACCUGCCCAAGUGGGUGCUCUUGGCUGGGGGCCCUGGUGCUCAGAGCACGCAGCUCUGCUCCUUCUUCCACCCAAAGUGUUCUUCCCCCCACUGGGGUCUCAGCACUGCCCAUGCACCUUCCAGUGGGAGCUGCUUGCAUGUUCUCUGUGGUCAGGAUCCAGUCCUGGGCUUUACCUUCCUCCCUCAGGGCCGGUCUCUCAGCUGGAGGACAGGAGUGGGGGCUGGCCCGUGUGACAACAGCCCAUCCCCACAGCAUUGCCAUAAACCCGAGCUGUACCCAGAAACAGGCAUGUUUUAAACUAUGGCUUUAACCUGUUCACUGUAAAAAGUGCCUUGGACUUUAAUCUGAAGAGGUCACUAUCUAGAAGUAUUUACCUGUGCGGGUGUGUAAGGAUGCAGCUCUGUGUGCAGAGUUACACACACAAAUAUAUGAUCUAUACGUACAGCCACCAGUGCCUCAGAGCCUCUGUUCUGCAAGCUGGAAAAGUUCUUUCCUUUCUGCCCCUGGAGUGAUGUUGGAGGUAUUUCUGACCCAGGGACCCCUUGCCAAAGUGAAACAAGGGUUGUGCUGGGUGCAGGGAUUGCCCUCAGCAGUGCUGAGCUGUCCUGUUCAUCCCCAGGAAGCAGCUUGGUGCUCCUCAGGGUCUGUCUGCACAGUCUGGGAAUCCCCCAGGGAAGGGAAUAAAUCCCUGUUCCCUUGUGCAGAGGGGUCACAUCUCUGGACUCCCCAUGCCAGGAGCUGCUGGGCACUUUGCAAAACCAGGGGGAACCCCCAGAUGCUUUGUUGUAUGGGAGUGAUGAGGGGCUUUCCAAAAGGAUUUUUGGUUCCCCUGUUCUUGGGCUGUGGCUCAAGAAAGGAGUGGAGGAGGCUGGUGGAAUGGCAGAUGAUUUUUCCUCUGGCUCUGCACUGAGGCUCCUCAUGCUCACCCAACUCUGCUCAAACAUCAGAGCUGGGCUGCUCCCUCCAGGUCAUCCUUCACCUCUAAAGAAACAAGGAUAAAAGUUGUCUGGGGUGGAAAGAGCACACAAAUAACUUUCCCAAAGUGAAUGCAUUGGUUGAGAUAAGGGGAAGCUGGACUCUUUCCACUCUGAGCACUGCUGGCUUCAGCUCACUCUGAAGAUGGCACCCCAAAUUCCAUCCUCAUAUUCAGGCUGGGAGGAUGGCAACAGAAACAACUCCCCCAGCUAAACAUGGUGUGGUGGAGCCAGCAGAGGAGGAGGGUGAUGUGCAGCAGUUGAACUGUGAUUAAUCAAUAAAUCAGGCUUUUUUAGUUUUGAGCUAAUACGUCUAAAUCCUAAAAAUACCUCCAGCAGCCCAGGGGGCUCUCUGAUAGGUGAUUAAACCCUUGGAGCUUCAUUUCCAGGAUUAAUGGCUUAGAGCAGCAGAGCCCUGCUGUACAAAGGCAGCUCUAGUUCUGAUACUGCCCAUGAAGGCAAGGCAGAAUAUGUUAAUCUUUAUGUGAAGCAUGAAAUCUCUUUUAAAUAAUGGCCCAGGAUUAAAGUUUCUCUGAACAGAAAGGUAAUAAUG